Messenger RNA from Danio aesculapii, 571 nucleotides. RefSeq names its product ribosomal protein L24 (gene rpl24). The coding region runs from base 60 to 533 and encodes 157 amino acids. The transcript is spliced from 6 exons. Gene Ontology annotation, molecular function: structural constituent of ribosome; mRNA binding. Gene Ontology annotation, biological process: cytoplasmic translation. NCBI's taxonomy places the organism in Eukaryota, Metazoa, Chordata, Actinopteri, Cypriniformes, Danionidae. Gene Ontology annotation, cellular component: cytosolic large ribosomal subunit. The record is from RefSeq and is a predicted model, not a curated record.
UUCCUUUAUAAGCCGCUUACCCACAAUUCCUCUUCCUCUUCCCCGUCUGAACCGCCGCCAUGAAGGUCGAGCUGUGCAGCUUUAGCGGAUACAAAAUCUAUCCCGGUCACGGCCGGCGAUACGCCAGGAUUGACGGAAAGGUUUUCCAGUUCCUGAACGCCAAAUGUGAGUCUGCGUUUCUGUCCAAGAGGAACCCGAGGCAGAUCAACUGGACCGUUCUGUACCGCCGCAAGCACAAGAAGGGCCAGUCUGAGGAGGUGUCGAAGAAGCGCACGCGUCGUGCAGUGAAGUUCCAGCGGGCGAUCACUGGUGCGUCUCUGGCUGAGAUUCUGGCCAAGAGGAACCAGAAGCCUGAAGUGCGUAAAGCACAGCGCGAGCAGGCCAUCAGGGCUGCAAAGGAGGCGAAGAAGGCCAAGCAGGCGACCAAGAAGCAGACAACCCAGAGCACCAAGGCUCCUGCUAAAUCGGCUCAGAAACAGAAGAUCGCCAAGCCCAUGAAGGUCAGCGCUCCCCGCGUCGGUGGCAAACGCUAAACUCUGAUGUGCUAAUAAAGAUUUACUGCUAACCUUCA